CGCUGCGCUCUCGUGCAGCAGAUGCCGUUGGCUGAGGUACCUGUUGCGUCGUAGAAGGAAGGAUGGAGAGCAAGAGGACAGAGAGUUAGGCCUGUUUUAUCUCACUACAACGAACAAAUAGAGGACAACCGACAGGUGUAUUUCAGUAAUAUAAUGAAUUUGGCUUCAGUUUCAAAACAUAAUUUCUUAUUGACAAAUUGAAACGGCAUAAAACAUGCGCCGGAUGUUAACUGCUGUCUGAAGUGGAUAACAGUUAAAAAAAACAGAAAAUCCUGUUUUCCUCAAUAUUACCUGCAUUAAUCGAGGCUGAAAAGCUACUUAUAACGUCGAGGCUACUAUUUAAGCCCAAUUCACCGCUCCAGCUAAUAUGCUGGGCUGGGCUGCAGUCCAGUGGACGGUGUGUCUGCUGUGGUUCCUGCGGAUGAGCGAAUCCACUGAAGACUUCGCGGGGGAGUCUGGCUCCGGCGGGGCGCCUUCAGAGGAGGUGAACAUUCUGGAUGAGCUCUCUCUCCAGGUGUCAAACAGCUCCAAUGCCUCCCUCUCUCUGGAUGGGGAGGCCAGGUGUCCUGUCCUACUGGUGGGCCAGUAUUCCACCUUGGCCCUGCCUCUGGAUGAAAUCUUCACUGACGGGUUCCCAGAUGAGUUCAGCCUGCUGGUGCAGCUCCGCAGCAGCCUGACAGAGGAGAGCAGCCUGCUCACCUUGCUCAGCCGGGACGGCGAGGUGAUGCUACAGCUGAGGACCAGCGGCCACGCCCUCACCUUCAUAGGCACCCAGCAGAGACACUACGAGUUCCCAGUGAGCAGUCUGACUGACGGAGAGUGGCACCGCCUGGCGGUGAGCGUGUCUCUGGAGCGGCUUGCGGUGUACGUGGACUGUGUGCUGUUUGAGUCCCUGGACUGGGUCUACUACGGCAUGGCCGUCUCCACCGCCGGCCUGCUGAUGGUCGGGGGGACCGUCAGGGGACACGAGACCCCUUUUGAAGGUGGCAUCCGACAGCUGAGCUUCAUGGCGGGCGACCCCAUCGCCGCCCGGCUCCACUGCAGCCUCCACCCUCCCAGGUGUGGGGGUGGAGGAGGAGGGCGCCGUGCCUCCAAGACCCCCCGCUCCCCAGGCACUAACAGCCCCCUUGAGGAGUUCCUCCUGUCCUCGAAUGACCUAGAGAACUUGGAGGGGGGCGCCAUGGACAAGUCUAGCCUGCUCCUCCGCUCCUCCUCGAACGCGUUCCUGCUUCGGAGCAGCUCCAGAGGCGACGGCACCGUGCCUUCAGGGACCCGUCGAGAAGGUUCGGUGGGCCAGGGGGUCGUCCUGGUGGUGGACGAGGACACCGACCUGUUCAACCCCGUCUUCCAGGGGGUAGGGGGUCAGCUCAACCCCCAGUGGAAGCCCCCCAGGACGGGCGCAAAGGGCCACCACGAGGGCAAGGCCGGAGCUCCCUCCAAAGGCCUGGAGGAGAACACCACCACCGGGAAGAGGGUGGAGACCGACUCGGGGGCCAGAGGGGAAUCCCUGCUUCCUGGAACCCCCAAGGGGGACAUUAUCCUGGACCUAGACACAAGGACCGGCCCCGAGAAGCCCUCUGGUACGUUCCCUGAUGGCAAGAUCCCCUCUGGAGAUCACACAAGAAACCCUGGAGCAGACGACGUACAGGAGGGUGGCUCCUCCCCUGGCUCUGCCGGGACCCCCUCAGGCAAGAGGGUCCCCGGGGAGAGGAGCGUCAGCUUGGACAACGCCAUCGAUGAAAAGCAACAGGGCUUCAUCGGUGGCGUAUCCGGAGACAAGGACGUGGCCCUGGGCUCAGACGGCCACUGGUACAGGCUACAGAGAGGGGCCCUUGGACGCAUGGGACCUCCAGGGACAGAAGGCGACCCCGGUGACCCUGGCCUGCCCGGUUUUAAAGGGGACAAGGGGAAGUUGGGCCCCUGGGGUCAGGCAGGGAGGCGGGGGGACCAGGGCCCUCCAGGACCACCAGGGCUGCCCUCCCUCUACCUGUGGAAGAACACUGCAGAGGAGUGGGCUGCCUUUCAGCAAACCAACUUCUUCCAUCUCCUGAGAUCAGGCUGGCCUAGUACAGAAGGAGCAGAGGGACCCCCGGGGGAGCUGGGCAGGCUGGGGAAUCAGGGUCUUCCUGGUGAUCAGGGAGAGCGAGGGAGACCAGGGAUAAUGGGCGAGAUGGGUGAACGGGGAAACAGAGGGGCUACAGGCACGCCAGGGAUCCCAGGAAAGGAUGGGCAGAGUGGGCAGCACGGGCAGCAAGGACCCCCUGGACCUCCAGGACCAAAGGUGGGUCCGCUGGGAUACAGAGGAGAACCAGGGACUAAGGGGGAGAUGGGCGAGGAGGGUUUGGUUGGCGGGAAAGGACCAAAAGGAGACGUUGGUGAACCUGGCGAGAAGGGUCUGAACGGGUUGAACGGUCGACCAGGACCUGUUGGUUCACCAGGUCCCAUGGGCGUCCGUGGAGCUGAGGGACUAGAGGGAGCCCCUGGUUCUGAUGGGGAGACGGGACUCGACGGAGGACCAGGUUUAAUAGGACCUCCGGGUGCAACAGGUGUAACUGGAUCAGUUGGUGCUCAAGGAGUUACUGGAUCACCGGGGGAUGUGGGACCUGCCGGCGCUGCCGGCCCCAAAGGACCGCAGGGCCCCCUAGGCCUAGAAGGACUGACCGGACCCCCUGGAACGCACGGCCCCCAAGGACGGCGUGGAUUUAUUGGUCUUCCGGGCCCCAAAGGAAACUCUGGGCCGGCGGGGCCAACGGGGGCCCGCGGGGACCUCGGGUUCGAGGGGCCAGUGGGUUCCCCAGGCACACAGGGGCUGAUGGGUCCUCUUGGUGCCACGGGGAAAAGAGGACCUGAUGGAGAGAAGGGGAAUCCCGGAUGCAAAGGAGAGAGAGGUUUCCAGGGUGUCACAGGUAUCGAAGGCCCCCAGGGAGAGAGAGGUCCCAGCGGCCUCCCAGGCCUGCCGGGGUUCAGAGGUCAACAUGGUGAAGGAGGCAUCGAGGGAGAGAGUGGAGAGAACGGUCUCCGGGGGAAACCGGGCAGCCGGGGGUCAAAGGGAAGCAGAGGACCAGUAGGCCGUCAAGGCAGACAUGGACCAAGAGGAGACAAGGGACCCCAGGGCCCGAGGGGACCCAGUUGUCAGCCGGGGCCCUCGGGGUUACCAGGGCUAACUGGGCAUAGAGGGGCUGAAGGAAAGCCUGGUACACAGGGCCCUUCUGGAGGAACUGGCAGCAGCGGAGAUAGAGGAGCCGCGGGUUCUUCAGGCCUGGCGGGGGGGAGCGGUGUGGAGGGCCCAGGGGGCUCUACAGGCCCCCCUGGAAGUCUAGGGCCUACGGGAAUACCAGGAUCCCAAGGAGAGAGGGGUUUCACAGGGAAGCCUGGCCUGGAGGGACCUCAGGGGCCCGUAGGCAUGAAUGGCUUCCCAGGGACAGUGGGCAUGCGCGGGGCUACAGGACACAUGGGAGAGAGGGGUGAGCCUGGUUUGAGAGGUCUAGUGGGCCCUAUUGGGAAGACCGGUCCUCCAGGACCAGCAGGACCCACUGGAGAGAGAGGUGUUGGUGGGCCGCGGGGCCGACUGGGAGACGGAGGUCCAAGCGGCAUUCCGGGCCCAGCUGGUGCUCCAGGGUUUCCAGGUCCUAAUGGGAUGAGGGGGAAGCUAGGACCCAGGGGGGGGCCUGGGACCGCCGGCCCACAGGGUCCUGAUGGCUCAGCAGGAAUAACAGGCCAGCAAGGUUCUGAUGGGCUUAUCGGGACGGCUGGGGAAAAGGGAGAGAAGGGUUUACCAGGACCUCUUGGAGAUGCAGGCCCAGUCGGACGAGGUGGACAGCAGGGCAACCUGGGCCUGUCGGGAGUUGAAGGCCCCCCUGGUCGUAAGGGUGACCAGGGAGACCCAGGUAAUCAGGGGAAGGGUGGUCCGCCCGGUCUCCUAGGUGACAGAGGGCUCCAAGGCCUGAAGGGAGAGCAAGGUCCAACCGGACCAAUCGGUAAAGAGGGAGACACUGGAUCCCCCGGUGAGACGGGGGGCGUGGGACCCGACGGGGACAAGGGUGAGGUGGGCUCCUAUGGGCUGUCGGGGAGAGAGGGCCCCUGGGGGCCCCAUGGAAAGAACGGUGAAGGGGGUCCUAAAGGAGAGAAGGGCUUCCUUGGAUUAUUGGGUGAGCCCGGGUUGCUGGGCGAGGUGGGGCCUGCAGGGCUGGCAGGGUUACAGGGAAUCGCGGGUACUAAUGGACCACCAGGUCUGGAUGGAUCUCAGGGACUGAAGGGAGACUCUGGAUCGUACGGGUUCAUUGGACUUCCAGGGGUAGCAGGUCCUCGGGGGACCAAUGGAGAUGUUGGAGUUAGGGGAGACCAUGGGAAGCUUGGACCACCGGGUCAGGUAGGACAGGCCGGGCCCAAGGGGCCUGUCGGAGCCAAAGGCGCCCCCGGACCGGAGGGACUGAAGGGAGAAUCAGGAGCACUAGGCCCACCUGGAGAACAGGGUGAAGAGGGUGCACCUGGCAUCAGGGGACCCACGGGCUUACCUGGACUAGAGGGAACCACUGGGGAGGCUGGGGUUCCUGGAGCUCGAGGGAUACCUGGGCUUCAGGGAGCCAAAGGGAAAACGGGAGCAGAGGGGAUAAUGGGACUGAAAGGGGAAAAGGGAGAGGGUGUCAGCGAUGGCCCUGCAGGGAAGACAGGUCUAGCUGGAAGAAGAGGCAGGCGAGGCAAGGCAGGGUCACGAGGGACCAGAGGAGGUCGAGGAGAAAAGGGAGAAAAGGGGCAGACGGGUGCCAGCGGCCAUCAGGGAUGGACGGGUCUCAUAGGAAUCCACGGCUUGCGCGGCGAAGCUGGAGACCAAGGAGAGAAGGGGCAAGUGGGAGAGAAGGGAGAAAUGGGUUCACCGGGACCUGCCGGGACUGAUGGCCCCAAGGGUUUACGAGGUCCAGUUGCGAUGCCUGGACCCGCGGGUAUCAAGGGAGAACAGGGACACAUCGGUCAGUCAGGGUCCAGAGGAACCUCUGGGAUGCCAGGACUUCCUGGUUUGUUUGGACUGAAGGGUUUGAAGGGCUACCAGGGGUUACCAGGGCAACAGGGAAGGCGGGGGCUCCCGGGACCCCCUGGGCUGCCCGGACCACCUGGACCCUCGCUGAACCUGACCUUGACACAGAUUAAGGACCUGAUGUACAUGUCAGACAAGCCCAACUACAACAUCCUCCAGAGCCUGCUGGAGUCCCUGAAGCAGGACCUGCGGCUGCUGCUGGACCCCCCCGACGGCUCCAAGGAGCACCCUGCCUCCACCUGCCUGGAGCUCUGGCUCUGCCACCCAGACUACCCCAGCGGGAUGUACUACAUCGACCCGAACCAGGGCAGCUACGCAGACGCCCUGCUGGCCUACUGCAGCUUCACAGACACGUCCAAGCAGACCUGCCUUCAUCCCAGAGACUCCCAGAUCCCUAUGAGGGCCUGGAUGGAAGACAUCCAUGACGAGAACUUCCAUUGGCUCAGCAGCAUGGAGCACGGCUUCCAGUUUGAGUUUGUAGGAGUCACGGUGGUGCAGAUGCGUUUCCUGAGGCUGCACAGCUCCAGGUCCAGCCAGAAGGUGACCUACUCCUGCCACCCGGGCCACAGGCUGGGCCAGGGGGAGCGGGACGUCAAGUUCCUGGCCGACACCAGGAAACAGAGCUUCCUAUCGACGCUCAAAGACUGUGUGCCCGGGGAGCAGAGUGCGCGCGGCCCCAGGGAGUCUGUGCUGGAGUUUGAGGACCUCCAGCUGCUCCCCCUCAGGGACAUGGCGGUGAUGGGAGGACACAACUUCACCCACCACUUCAGCUUCACCAUCGGGCCCGUGUGCUUCAGCUAGAGGCACCGAGGGGUGGCCCGACGCCGUCACACAACGGAACCCACAGACUGUGUUCAGGCACCCCCCCUCCGCCCUCCACCACCACCACACGGGACACCUACAACAUGGAGAUCACACCAAUAAGGGGACAACACGGGAGGCCUGUCCUCCAUUUUGUGAUCUCGUGUGGACGCCACUAUUCAUUUCCUCUUCCUUUUAUCAGAGAUUGCGUUUCUGCCAUUUUUCUACAAGGUCAAGGACAUAUCUUUUCAAUAUUGUUUACAGAGAUGUUUAUCUUGGAUUGAAUAAUUUAAAAUGGUUAUUGUUUUUGUUUGUUUGAUGUAUUUUAUAUAUAAUGGACUCUCCCUCCCUAUUGGACUUGUGUAUGCUGUCCCAGCCCUCUGCUAUAACAAUCCCUUUGUAUAUAGAGUUCAGAAUGCCCCAACUGUUCUGUUAACAACGUGUUCACGCACUGCAAAUACUCCUCCUCUGGCGCCCCUCGAUAAGGCCAGUGACCAGAUCAUAACGAGCGCUCCACUGCCCAAGGAUGACUUGAACACUACAGCCAAUGAGUUGUCUGUGUCAGUGCUUUUGUUCCAAGGUGCUAAGAAACGGGCACUUUGUAUUCUGGCAGAAAGGGAACGGCCAUAUUAAUCGUAUACAUAAACUUGAAGUUGUCCAACGUAUCUCGUUGUGGAUAAACUCCCCUAGCUUUCCUAUACCAGGCUAUACUCUGAUCCGGUUUAGCAGUGUAUUUCACGUAUUGAUACUUUUUUACCUCCAUAAUUGUAUAUACUCCUCAUCUCAGGUAUGCUACUUCAUAUGAUACACACGUGAACACUGAUGCCUCUGUGCACACCACACAAGUUUAAUCGGCCACUCAUAAAUCGUCAACAACAGAAGUUGUCCAACACGGUAAAACUCCUCCAUAUUUUACUAGUUUUCUUGUUAAGUUUGCGAGUUCACUUGUAAAAUGUGCACAUGAAAUUCUAAAACAUAAAAAGUUAUUGUAUUCUUCGCUGAGGGCAAACACUUUAAAGGGUCCUGUUGUACCGGUGAUAAACUGGUAGGCGUAUCGAUCACAUCAAACAUCUGGGUGGACCCUCCAAUUUAGGAUCUCACUAAAGGUGGAGAUGUUGAAAGGAAUUGUAGUGGAGAGUAAAAGUCACACCUUUUCCUCCUGAAUGAUCAUCAACAUCAAGAUUAUUAUUACAUUACUAUAAGCAGAACUAGGGCCUGUUUCUGAUUGGUCAGCUCAGUUAACUGCACAGACUCCAGAGGACAAGGCAGACGAGAUGGUCCGAGGAAGGAAGCAGAAAAGGAUUACAGUUUUUAUCCUUCCAUACAAAAAUUAUUUUGGAUAAAUUACAAAAGUAGUUGAGCACACAAGUCUUGUUCCUCCAUCUCCCAUCUGAAUACUGAACCAUGUUUUGUUUAAAUUGUUGCAAAUGGCUUUUGGAACAAGACAGGCUCGGCAAUUCUGUUGGUUACACAGCUCUGCUGCCAUGGUGCUACAAAAGCCUUCAAAGUUUUAAAUAGGUGGUUCUUCAUUUAUUCUUUGUAUUUGUCUUUUUUUUUAUAUCAGCAUAUGAUUGCCUUAGCUGGCUGAGACUGAUCAUUGGUACUUAAUACUGACCCUGUUUGUAUAAAUCAUAGUGAAGUGAAUUCAUGCUGGACAUUUGUCUUGUCAUUAAAAACAAAAAAAGAACUAUACGGUUGAAUAAAAAUAUUUCGAUCUCUA
Messenger RNA from Gadus macrocephalus (Pacific cod), 7553 nucleotides. RefSeq names its product collagen alpha-1(I) chain. Gene Ontology annotation, molecular function: extracellular matrix structural constituent. The coding region runs from base 368 to 5833 and encodes 1821 amino acids. NCBI's taxonomy places the organism in Eukaryota, Metazoa, Chordata, Actinopteri, Gadiformes, Gadidae. The transcript has 68 exons. The record is from RefSeq and is a predicted model, not a curated record.